This is a messenger RNA of Penicillium egyptiacum, 936 nucleotides long. The record is from the annotation of a GenBank genome assembly. NCBI's taxonomy places the organism in Eukaryota, Fungi, Ascomycota, Eurotiomycetes, Eurotiales, Aspergillaceae.
AUGUUAGCCGCCCUUUUUCAUUCCACCUUCUACUAUCACAUUGGCCGUCUGACCGAGCCAACGAUCCACGAGCAAACAAAUCAACAAAUAGCCACCCAGGACUGGCGCUCUCUAUUUCCGCGAAAGAUAUGGCAAGUGUAUCUCACGCCGCCGAAAGCCAACAAGAACAGUUUCGAAGUCGAUUCCAAGCAGCUAUCCGAUUCCGCUUCUUGGCUGGCUCAUAACCGCGACUACGGAUACACGUUGGUUGGAGACGAUGGAGCGGAAACACUUGUGCACCAGCACUUUGCGAAGAAUGCAACUUUGUUGAGAAUCUUCAAAGAGCUCAAAAACACCGGAAUGAAGGCAGACCUGCUGAGGUACAUGAUUUUAUCGGUCAAAGGUGGUGUCUAUUCGGACAUCGAUACUAUCAACCUAAAGCCUAUUGAUUCGUGGGUGCCUGAGAUCUAUCAGAAAGAUGCUCGAGUUGUUUUAGGGGUUGAAUUUGAUCGUCUUAAUGGAUCUAACUGGGGCGAAGUUCAUCCCGAUAUGCAAUUUUGCCAGUGGACCAUUGCUGCAACUCCUGGACAUCCUCUUUUCAGCUACAUGGUAGAUUGGGUUGUGACGGCCCUGGAAAUGUUCACAGCCGAACGAGAAACAACAUUCUCGGAGCUCCAUGUUAGUUCAGCGGAAGUUAUGAAGUUGACUGGGCCAUCUGCUUGGACGGAUGGUGUCUUCGCACAAUUGCAGCAGUAUGAGCCGGACCUUAGGUCGUUGAGCGAUCUAAGUGGAUUGACCGAACCGAGACUUGUGGGGGAUAUCCUGAUACUGCCGAUCGAUGGGUUUGGCAUGGGCCAAGCACACUCCAACAGUACAAAUGACGGGUCGAUCCCGAAUGAUGCAUUCGUACAGCAUAACUUCCGAGGAUCGUGGAGGCAUGACAAGAGGUCAAAUUAA